Cucumis sativus (cucumber) is the source of this 792-nucleotide messenger RNA. Its product is annotated as transcription factor PAR2. The transcript has a single exon. The record is from RefSeq and is a predicted model, not a curated record. Lineage: Eukaryota; Viridiplantae; Streptophyta; Magnoliopsida; Cucurbitales; Cucurbitaceae. Gene Ontology annotation, biological process: regulation of DNA-templated transcription. Bases 101 to 478 code for a protein of 125 amino acids.
CCUCCCCCUCCUUAUUCGUACCCAUUCAUACGCAUCCCUUUUCUCUCUCUCUCUCUCUCUCUCUCUCUCUCUCUCACACACACACACACCACUCUCCGCCAUGGACAAACCUCAAUUUCAAACACUCAAAUCAACCACCACUUCUCGCCAAAAAACCCUAAUCCUCAACGCAUUGCACAAAUCCUCUCUCCAUCGCCGCCGGAGUCGCAGACGAGUCCCAACCUCCCGCAUUGCCGACAAGAUUCACCGAAACCAUCCUGUUUUCACUUCCGAAGAACCUGAUGAGAAGGAAGCCGUCGAACGCAAGAUUCGUGCCUUGCAGAGCAUCGUUCCAGGAGGGGAGUCGCUUGGAGUCGACAAGCUCUUUGAACAGACGGCGGAGUAUAUAAUGAAUUUGCAGCAUCAAGUGAAGGCCAUGAGAGCACUCUCGAGCUUUUUCGAGAGUUUGGAGAAGGAGAAAUCUGAAUGCGGAGGUUGAAGAAGAUGAGUUUCACUUCUGAUUUUGAUUUUUUUUUUUCUUUCUUUUUUUGAUUUGGUUUAUUAUUAUUAUUAUUAUCAUCAUUUUUUUCCUCUUUUUCAUGUGAGAAAAGAUGGAUGAAAGCGUUAGAUUCUCAGUGGCUCCAUCUUUUUCUCUGUUAGUUGGGAGCAGGAUUUCGAAUCCUUUUUCCUGUUAAUGAUCAUCAUCUUCUAUACUCUUUGCUAGUAAAUCUAUGUAGCUUUUUAAUGGAUAGCAAAUCAAAAUCGACAUGGAUAGUAAUAACAGAUUGGAGUGAGAGAGUUCAACAAUGUGUU